Camelina sativa (false flax) is the source of this 1085-nucleotide messenger RNA. RefSeq lists its product as uncharacterized. NCBI's taxonomy places the organism in Eukaryota, Viridiplantae, Streptophyta, Magnoliopsida, Brassicales, Brassicaceae. The record is from RefSeq and is a predicted model, not a curated record.
AUUAAUGCCAAUAAAUACCCAAAAAAAUCUCUCUCACUUCUCACAUUCACUCUGCUCUGCUCUGCUGCCAUCAUCACACAGCACCAAAAAAAAGAGUUACUAAAAUCUCAUUAUUUCCACUUGAACGACACCGUCCUCUGUUAUGGGUUGUUGCCUCAGUUCCGCCACCACUGACCAGAAAGAUGAACUCGUCUCCGGCAAGAACACCGCACCACCUCCAUCCGUUGUCGAUGAAGAGACGGUAGUCAAAGAAGUCUUGUCCGAAACCACAUUUCUCACUUUCUCUGACGACAAUUCGACGGUGGAGAAGAAGACGUCGUCGAUAAAGAUUCAAGAAGACGAGGAGAAGAAGAAACCCGGAAUUGUCGUAGACGACGUAGCUACAGAACCGGUUAUGACCAAGCCCGGUUCUGUUAAACCGGAAAAAGGAUCAGAGGUUUCGGAGGUGUGUAGUAGUUUGAGCGAGAGUUUGCUUUCGAUCGUGAAGAAGUACGACGAGGAAGAAGUGAAGAAGAUGAAACCUCAGGGAGUAGUUAGACAGAGAUCUCCGGCGAAAUCUCGGAACCGGGUCAUGGUUGGUUAUCCGACCCGGAGAACUGAUAUGUCUCCUCUUAAGAGAAACACCGAAGGAGAAGAAGAAGCUGGCUCGGUGAGACUGGUUCCGUCUGGUACGUGCAAGAGAGAUCCGCCUGAAUUAUCGGAGAGAAGGUCCAGGUCGCCGGCGAUGAACAGGUCCGUCGUGAUGGGUCCAACUCGGAGUCAACAGAGUACGGAGAGUUGUGUAGCAACGAGGAAAAUAAGCCAGUCUCCGGGUCGGGUCAGACCCGGUUUGAAUAAGAACGUGUCGGAGCAAGAUUGUAGUCAUCAUCACAAGUGGCCCGGUUCUGUCGGGAAUUACAAUACUGCCCCAAGCGACACGUUUGAGAACCCUCUUGUUUCACUAGAGUGUUUCAUCUUUCUAUGAGAGAAUGAUUUUUAAUUCGGUAGGAUAAUAUUCUCUAAUUAUCGCCGGAAUUUAUAAUUUUCAGAAACUUAUCUAUUCAGUUUUAUUUCACAUGCUUCGCCAGUGUCAAGGAUCUUGUUUC